AUGUUCGCAGAGCGGAAACGUCAGCGGGUUCCGCAGUUAGCAGAUGCUGAACUGUGCUCCGAUUGCAGUCGCAUGGAAUCAGUCGAUGCUGGAGUGCAAUGGCGGCUGCCAGCGGAGCGCCAAGCUAUUAUUUCCGCUCUCCCUUCUCUCACCUCUCGGUUUCAUGAUUACUGCGCCCUUUCACUUUGCAGUCCGUACGGGCUCUCAACCGUAAAAUUCAACCAGAACACGCAAAUGCUCAUCCAUCCUUGUAUUGCCAAUGCAACCAUCCUUGUAUCAUGGUCACUUGGGCCACCCGUGUCGUCUGACAUCAUGCUUCCAACCGGCCCUUCCAAACUUGCCAUUCGGUUCAUUGAUUCGUUCGAUUCGUCAGGCUAA
Molecule: messenger RNA, 378 nt
Organism: Paracoccidioides lutzii Pb01
Exons: 3
Coding region: 1-378 (125 amino acids)
Source: RefSeq, a predicted model, not a curated record